AAUAAAAUAGAAUUUGUCACAAAAAUUGUCGAGAAAAACAACCAAUCAGGGUAAAGAACGAUCUAUUGGAAUAUAAACAAGGAAGAUAACGUUAGAAUAAUCAUAGUCGUGUGUCGUGUAACGUGUGUAAUGUUCGUACCCGCGUACUUAACCUGUUGCUCUAAGAGUUUCGGAUUUCCUUGAACCUCACUUGGUUAUUAAUUUAUUUUAAUUUAUUUUUUCGUAAUUAAUAUCGUGAUGUGCCUUUUGCGUUAUUAUUUAACUAUUUCGCAUAAUUCGAUAGUUCGAGCAUUCAUUUCACGGAACUUUUUAUCAUUGUUUUUCAAGUAUCAAUUGUCAUGAUUGAUCAAUUUACAAUUCGUAUAAUUUAAUUUAGUAAUAAAUUUAAUUAACGUAUUUAAUUAUCAAUUAUCAAUGUAAAUAUUUAUAUUCUAAAAAAAAAACUACAUAUAUAUUCAAUACACGUGUACGCAAGCAUACGUGAAGGAGGGAAAAUAAAUUGUACAUACGAAAUUUUAAUCUUGAUUCUGUCGAAAAUAAAAAUUUAUCUUUGCAAAUUAAUGCAUCCUGUAAAGAGCAACAUGUUUCUUGUAUGUGUAACCAUGGGCCUUGUACUUUUGGCCUCUAAAUACCACAAAAAUGUUUUCCAAAGCGUUAAACAUCUUUGUCAAUGUAUGAAAAAUAAAAAUUGUAAGCAAGGUGAUAAUAAGAAAAAAGAUCUUAAAAUCUCAUUGGACAAAAUUAUUUUGGCCGAUACUCCAGAAAAAUGUGAUUACGCUAUUCAACGUAUUCACUGGAAUUACUAGCUAAUAAACAUAUUCUUAAAGUAGGAGUUGCUUCAUAUGAGGAUGGGCAAAAGAUAUUAGCAGAUUAUGGAUGUAAAGUUAGCAGUACCAUUGAUUUAAGAACAUUAGCAGCACGCGUGGAUUUACCAAGUCCGAAAAGUUUAGCUGCAAUGAGUUUGCAAUAUUUAGAUUUGGAAAUAGAUAAAGUAAUGGAAAUAAGGUGUAGCGAUUGGAACGCUGCCACCCUUACUGACGAACAAGUGGCAUAUGCUGUUUGUGAUACAAUUGCAUCUGUUCUUAUUUAUGACCAAAUCGUGCAAAAAAUAAAAGAGAAAUAUUCUUUGUGGGAAAUGUUAGUAAAUUGUAUAAAAAAUAUGUGUAGUAGAAACUUAAAUAUGCACUUUCACUGCCUACCUAGUGAUGUAAUUGAUGUGAGGUUUAAGGGCAAACAUGAACACACAACUAUUAAUCAAAAAAACAAUGAAAACAAUUAUUUUGAUAAGAUUACUCAAAAUUUAAAGAUAAAUAACAAUAUACAUAAAAGUUAUGUACCUACAAGAAAGAAACCAUUAUAUCAUAAUUGUUACUUACAAGCACCAGAUGGAGAGAUAUUAUGUACAUGUGAUCGUAAAAAAGCAGAAUGGUAUAUUACAAAAGGAUUAGGAGAAACAGUUGAAAAGGAACCAUUUACUGUGAGGUUGAAAUUUGAACCAUCUGGACGAGCUUUGGGAGAGGUUGGAAAGUAUUAUACACAAGUAAAAGUCAAUCAAUGUGUAGUUUGUGGGAAGUCAGACAUGUUUACUAGAAAAAAUGUCGUACCUCGAGAAUAUCGGGUGAUGAAAGCUCAUCAGUCUCACGAUAUAUUAUUAUUAUGUCCAUCCUGCCAUGAAAUAAGUAAUUAUUAUGAUCAGCAAUUCAGAAGAAAACUAGCAGAUAUGUGUGAUGCACCUUUAGCUGGUCCAUUAACGCAUGUACGUAGUAAACAUGUAAAUGAUUCAAGGAAAUUACAUUCAGCUGUUAAAGCUCUAAAAGAAAGAACAACUUUACCUGAAUCACGACGCAAAGAUUUAGAACAUUAUAUUUUAGAAUGCACAAAAGAGAAGCAAAUCACUUCAACUCUACUUGAUGUAUUAAGUAAAGAAUUAGAAAAAAAAAUUUCAGUACCUAAUUAUGACCAGUCUAAAUGCCAACCUCACGGUUUAAAGGUUGUUCAAUAUUUUCAUGAAAGGGAAGGAGGAUUGGUAGAAUUAGAACGUAUGUGGAGAGAACAUUUUCUUCUGACUAUGAAGCCAAAAUAUCUACCAAAUUUAUGGUCUAUUCAUCAUAAUCAAGAGAGAUUAACUAUUCGUCAAUCAGAGAAUAGAAUUAAACCAGAAGAUGCAAAAGUAGCUGGUUUGGCAUAUUGAAUUUUAUAUAUUACGUACCUAAGGACUCGUAUAAGAGCGAGUACUUGUAUUAGAAGACUGUUACAUAAAUUAUGUGCAUAUAUUUAUAUAUACAAGCAUAUACAUAUUUAUAUAUUUAUACACAUGUACAUAAGAAUCAACCUAUUAUAAGUGAGAUUAUUUGCAAUUUGUACAAACUGCUUUAAUUUAUUAAAAAAACAGAGACUUGUGAUACUUUAAACAAUGUUUUCUUUUAUUUCAACACUUUAAUCAGUAUUAAAGUAUAAGUAUACCAAUUUUAUCAACUGAUGUUCCAUGUUAUUUAUUGGUGACUAAAAUGCUAUUACAUUCAUAUAUACAGACUUCAAAGAUAUGUCAAUUAAAUUUAGACUAUAAAAAUGUAUUAUAGUUGUUUUGAAGCAUUCUGUUGCCUGGAAUUUCUGUUUGGAGGAGGAGUCUUCAUAGUUUUUAACUCUUCAUCAAUACGUUCUUUAGCACGCACAAUUUUUGACUGAAUAUAAAAAGAACCACCUUUUGAUCUGUCAUUAACUUCCAUGAGGUACUUAUAAUUACGUUCAAUAACUUCUACUUGAUCCACUCGUUCAACGUUCAAAAUCUGCAGUGCUUCCUCUAAAGAAACACCGGUUUUAUAAUUUGCUGCAACAUGUUGUGCACCUCGUGCACCUGUUUUAUGUGCAGCAGCUUGACUUGCUGCAAUUUCUUGUCGUAAUGCCCGUGCAAAUGCUUUAACAACGACUUGUGUUCCCAUUAUAAUUAUUUGUACUAAGUGUUUUGCCAUAACCUCUUUUCUUAUUGAAAAUAAUUGCCAAAAUAAUUUUGAACGUACUAUUUUCUUUUUUUUGUGGUUUAACUUUGAGGGAAUAUUUAUACUAGAAUUCGUUUUUUACAAUAUUCAAAUAGCGAUACCACUGUUUCCGAAUUUUUAUGAUGAUUUCUUUAUAUAAUUUAUUUGUUGCACGUCUCAUACUUGUAUUACACCAUUUCAGAACGCGCCAUAGAUAUAGUUCAUUGUAUACAUAUGCGUGUUCCGUUAUUA
Heterotrigona itama is the source of this 3227-nucleotide messenger RNA. The record is from the annotation of a GenBank genome assembly. NCBI's taxonomy places the organism in Eukaryota, Metazoa, Arthropoda, Insecta, Hymenoptera, Apidae.